AUGAAAACACCGGAGGAUGCACUAUUAUGUCCCAUUACAUUAGAACUAUUUCGUAAUCCUGUCAUGGCACAAGAUGGUCAUACAUACGAGAGACAAGCCAUCGAAGAAUGGAUACGAAAAAAUGGUACAAGUCCUAUUACGAACCAACAGAUAUCACUAGAGCACUUAGUUCCAAAUUAUGCAAUAAAAAAAAUGGUCGAUCAUUUUGAAAGUUCAUUGCAUAACAAAAAUUUCCAAUAUACUCUUGAUGUGGACGUAAAAAAGAAAAAAGGUCGACCGUUAUUUCAAACAUUUGGAAAAACUAUCUAUUCUGCAGAAUGGUUACCAAGCAAUGCUGGCUGUCCGGAGAUAAUAUUGUUAAAAAUUGAUGGUGCACGCGCCAAUAAAGAAGCUUCGUUCUAUGUUAAUCUUAGUCGUCAUCCACAUAUUGUUCGAACAUUUGGUCUGGUACAUGAAGACGAUGGUGACAAAAAUUCUAUAAUAUUGUUGCAAGAAUAUGCAUCUGAAGGAAGUCUUUAUGAACUUCUGACCGAGCGAAAAAAACCAAUUGACGAAAAAAUUUUGAUUGAGAUAUUUUGUCAAGUCCUUGAUGCAAUGAGUUAUUUAGCAUUAAAUGAUGUGGUCCAUGGUGAUUUAGCUUGUCGUAAUGUACUUGUGUUUCGUUUUGACGAAAACGAUCCAAGAAACAAUGUAGUCAAAGUAGCAGAUUUUGGACUUAGUCGUUAUAGUAAAAUUUAUAGUCAAACAACAACUAUGGCAAGGACAACAUUAAACAUUAUUCCCAAACGGUAUUGUGCACCAGAAAUACUUUCAACAAAUGUAACAGCAAAUGAUUAUACAGAAAAAUCGGAUGUAUAUUCCAUGGGUGUAUUAAUGUGGGAAGCAUAUUCUCGAGGUGCUAUACCUUGGACUAAUAUCGAAAGUGAUGAUGAUGUCGUUCGACGAGUUAGAAAUGGGGAUAUACUACCUAAACCAACAAAUUGUAGUCCACAGUAUUGGGAUAUCAUUACUAAAACAUGGAAUAAAUUAUCUAAUCAACGACCAACAUUUGAUCAACUAAAAAAGCUGUUCAAAGAUCAAUUAUAUCAAACUACAACGUCGGCAUCUAAACCAAGUAUGUUUUAA
Messenger RNA from Rotaria sp. Silwood2, 1125 nucleotides. Lineage: Eukaryota; Metazoa; Rotifera; Eurotatoria; Philodinida; Philodinidae. The record is from the annotation of a GenBank genome assembly.